CGUGGUUCCAUCUUGACGACGUGAAUUGUAAUGUUUUCGGUAGCAACCGUGUUCCGAAAAAAUAAAGCUGCGUGACCGGAGAAGCGUCAUUUCAUCCUCCCGAUGAUGGCCAGAAGAACCCAGAAGAACCUUGAAGAACCCUGAGAUGCUGUGGCUCCUGUGACUGGGAUUCUUUUAGAAGCAGCUCUUGUUGCUGCGCUAACUGUGUGAGACGUGAGACAUGUCCACCUUCCAUGAUGAGACAGCAGCUGAUGUUCCCGUCAGAGAUGUCACAGUGAACCUGUCCCGCCCCGCACCAGAAUGGUCGGCGGUGGACAAACAGGACAUCUCUCGUGUCUCUAGAGAGGAGCUGGAGGACCGAUUCCUACGACUCUACGAGGAGACCCUGCUCCUCAAACAGCAUGUUCACAAGCAAGAGGACAAGAUUAGGAAGCUGGGCACCAAGCUGAUGAGGCUGGUGAAGGACCGUGGUCGUAUGGAGCAGCUGGCGGCGGGGGGCGGUCCGCCAGCCUCCAGACUUCGUGACGUGGAGAUGGAGGAGAUGAUGGAGGAGCUCCAGGAGAAGUUGCGGAGUGUCGAGGCGGAGAAGGAGGUGCUGAAGCAGCGCCUUCUGGUGGCCAAGCAGCAGCUCAUCACCUCCCACAGCAGGAGGUCGUCUCCGUACCGCCAGGUCCAGUCCCGAGUGAACUCCGGGCUGAAGAGGCUGAGGGACAACGUCCCCUCUCCUCGUCAGGCUCUGCCCACAAGUACCCGUAGUUCAGAGGGAGUCAGCCACCCCCCCCCGGGCCUCUUACCUCGGUUUGGACACAGCCUCCUGGAGGAGGCGCGAGCAGAACUCCGUCACCUGGAGAACGUGGUGGAGCACCAGAGGAUCCAAAUGGAGGAGAUGGAGGUGGCGUCAGAGCAGCUGAGGGAGGAGCUGAGGAGGAAGGAGGCAGAGUUUGAGGAGAGACUCUUGCAGUUCCGAGAGCAGCAGACCUCCAAACUGAGGACUCACGUCAGUGGGAACAUGGUGAUGAUCAAACUCCAGAAGCAGCUGAUGGAGCGAACCAACAGGGUGACGGAGCUGGAGGGACGGUUUCUACAGCUGCAGGAGAGUCAGAGGAACCUGAAGCUCGUUCACAGCAGCGCCAUGCUGAAGGUGGAGGAGCUGUCGGCUCAACUGAAGACUGAGAGGUUGAGGAGCUCUGAGCUAGAGACAAGGCUGCAGAGCUCCUCCAUAUCAAGGAUGAAGAUGGAGGAGCUGCAAGAGAGGAUGAACGAGGCGGAGCAGGAAAGGGACUUGUUGAAGGACAAUAACGAGCAGCUGCUCAACAGAGCCAUGGCCGUGUCCCUGCAGCAGAAAGGUCAGACUCAAGAGCAGCAGCUGAAGCUCCAGGUUGCCCAGCUGGAAGCGACGCUAAAGGCUGACCUCAUCGACAAGAACGAGAUCCUGCAUAAGUUCGAGGCCGAGAGAGACGCAAACCAGAAGCUGAUAGAAGACAAUAAGAAACUUCAUCUCCAGUUUCUGGAACAGAAGCAGCAGCUGGAGGAAGUAAACCAGCGCCUAGGCAUCUACAGCAGGGAGAAGGAGUACGACGAGGCUGAACUCACCGAGGCUCUCCUGCUCAUCAAGAAGCGUAGGUCUCAGCGGAGUGGACAUCUGAGCUUCCUGAAGGAGGAUGAGAAGGCAGAGGAAGGAGGAGGAGGAGGAGGAGGAGGAGUUGGCCUGGGUGCAGAGGGUGACGUGCGAGAGUUGCGGGCCAUUCACGCCGAGACCAUCCAGGAACUAGAGAAGACCAGGAACCUCCUCAGCAUGGAGGGCAAGAUCAGCAAGGGCUACAAGGAGGCGGAGCUUGAGGCGGUGUUGAAAAAGAUGGAGGCCGACAGAGUGACGUGGGAGCAGAAGCUUGAGCAGCAGGUCUCUCUACUGGACUCCAGGACCGCUAAGAUCCAAAGACUGGAAGCUCAGCUCCAAGUCCUGUCCUACGGCACCACACCCUCUGUCUUCAAACAGGACGUCCCAGAUGAAGAUGGGUUUGAGGAGGAACCUCUCCACCUGGAAGGAGGAGAGAACCUGGUGGAGCUCAAGGUGGUCAGCGCCUCCAUCUCGCCGUCUGCCCUGCGGCUCCUGGGGGACGCCGAGCUCUCCACCUUCUGCACCUACUCCUUCUACUCCUUCGAGCUGCACUCCACCCCAGUGGCCAGGGGCCGGGCGCCGCGGUACGGCUUCACGUCCCGGUACCCAGUGACGGUGGACCAGGAGCUGCUGGACUACCUGCUGCGGGGCUCAGUGGUUGUGGAGCUGCAACAGGCCCUGGGACUGGACUGGAGGAUGCUGGCGGGGGGGCGCAUACGCCUGCAGGCCCUGCUGGAGCAAGAGGGGGGGGUCCGGGGCAGCGUGCCGCUUGUUGGUGUGUCUGACGAGGCUCGCUCCUUUGGCUCUGUGGACUACUGGAUGAAGCUGAAGGUUCCGCUGACGGAGACCCUCCGUCUGCACAGAGAGAAGCUGAAGGAGAAGGACGACCUCAGCAACACUCUGAACCAGGACGCACAGUCUCCUCCUGUUCCUCCCCUGCAGCUCCCGCCUGGCUGGAACCAGCUCCUCCUCACAAUCCAUGGCUGCAGAGACCUGAGGACGUCCGGGGCCUCUGUGUCCCUGCCGAGCCCCUUUGUGGUCUACAAGUUCUAUGACUUUGGGGACCACCCGACCGCCACCGCCUUUCACUGUGCCUCCCCCCAAUUCCAGGACCUGAGGUCCUACCCCGUCGCCAUGGACACGGAGCUGGACCGGUACCUGAGGUCGGAGGCCCUGCUCCUCUACGUGUUCGACCAGGAGGAGGAGCGUAUGGACGCCUACCUGGGGAGGGCCCGGGUGCCUCUGCUGCCUCUGUCCCGGGACCAGGGGAUCUCUGGACUUUUCCAGCUCACUGAUCCCUCCGGACUCAACGCCGGCCUCAUCCAAGUGACGCUGGAGUGGACGUCCACCUACCAGGAGAGGGAGGAGGAGAGGGAGGAGGAGGUGGGGAGUGGGCACCCUGAGGCAUUGGGGUCAAAGGCCGCUCGGCCAAAACUAGUGAGAGACAAAAAGGUCUCAUUCAGAGAUGCGUCUGCUCCAGAGGACCAGGAGGAGGACAUGAGAGACACUGCACCAGCUGCUAUGAAGCCUGUGUUUGCUCCUCCUCCCAACACCACAGAGGAGGAGGAGGAGGAGGAGGAGGAAGAGUCUCACUUCUCUGAAGGUCAGCUGGUGGUGGCCGGCUCUCCUUCUGACGCCUCUGAGGUCUCUGAGGACAUGGUGGAAGAUGUGGACGAGUCGUCCCGGUCGGACAGCGAUGACAUCAUCGUUCAUGGGCGGGCGGCAGAGAGGAAGCCAUUGCAGCGAGUCCGGCUGGAGGUUGUGUCUCUGACCUUGAGACCAGAGUCACGGGUGUCCCUGGAUGGCAGCGUGGUGCGUCUGUUUGUGGAGUACUCGCUGCUGGAUCUGCCCACCGAGGAAACACCCCUGUCUCUGCCCAAACCCCCCCACGGCAAGAGCAUCAACUUCAACUACAGCAAAGUGAUUCCUGUGGACUCUGAGAACAACGGGGCGCGGCGCCGCCUGCUGAGACGAGUCCUGCAGGGAGGACAUCCUCACAUGGAGAGAAUUCGGUUCACGGUGGUCAGCGAGCCUCCAGAGGAGGAGGAGCAGGAGAGGGAGUGUGAGGACGUCGGGGCGGCCUUCAUCCGUAUCCCCGACAUCCUGGAGAGACAACAGGACAUGGUGGACACCAGCCUGGAGGUGGUGGACGUGGAGGACAGCAGUCAGGUGGUCGGCAGUCUGACUGUGACCGUAGAGGGACUGGAGGCUCUGCAGGCCAUCAUGGAGGACCAGGACCUGGACCUGGACCAAGAGCCAACCCCGGUCUCCUCUCUGCUUCCAUCAUCAUGACCAUUGACCCAGAAGCAGUGCAACCACCAGAACUUCAUACCUUCAUGUGGUCCAGCAUCAGGAGACAAACAAUAAAUGAUCUAGAUUCACUUUGGCCUGAAAUAUCUCACCAACAGAUGGAUGCGUUGUGACCUGCGUUCAUGUUCUCCAGAGGAUGGACUUGUUUCACAUUGAAAUGAGACGUUUAUUACACAAAUAAAAUGCUACAUUUGAGCAAACUUUUAUGUGUGUAAAUGUCUGAAGAUGAUGUGAAAUAGUUUAAAUGUACUGUAGUUAUUUAAUGGAGCCUCAAUUCAUUCAUAAAUAUGUGACAUGUCGUGACAGUUUUCCUAAAAUAUUUUUUAUCUGUUUAACAUUGUUUUCUAAUAAAGGUUUUUCCCGUAAA
Messenger RNA from Pungitius pungitius (ninespine stickleback), 4295 nucleotides. RefSeq names its product RPGRIP1 like (gene rpgrip1l). Gene Ontology annotation, cellular component: photoreceptor connecting cilium. The coding region runs from base 221 to 3910 and encodes 1229 amino acids. NCBI's taxonomy places the organism in Eukaryota, Metazoa, Chordata, Actinopteri, Perciformes, Gasterosteidae. The transcript is spliced from 27 exons. Gene Ontology annotation, biological process: non-motile cilium assembly; retinal rod cell development. The record is from RefSeq and is a predicted model, not a curated record.